CUGAGGGAACUCCUGACGUGUGCCUGAGGGGCUAUACCUCAAUGUCGUCGGGCAACAGAAUGCCGGUUGACUGGGUCGGGGGAGGCUAACAGCUGCGACUGUUCAUGGACAGCCAACUUGCUUCGGCAACCCACCCAGCAAAGUCCACCAAGUCUGUGAGGUGAGGCUAUUCAUGAACAGUGUUCAUGAACAGCCCGAGUGUAAACAACACGCGAGGGAGGGGCCCAAGUCAACAACCGGUGCCUCUCCCAGAGACAUCACUUCUUCACAAAAACAACCAAACGUUCUGGACUGCAGCAUCUUCACCAUAUCAUCACCAAAACCUUCAUCUUCCGCGACUGCUCUGCGAAGCGGCAAUCGUUCUGACUAUUCUGUCUAUCUUGUCUUACCCCUGACAACAACACUUGCCUCUUCCUUUCUUGCAUCAAGAGCCGCAUCAUCGCGUCUGCUUGCACCGAUAUUCUCUUCGCCAACCUUCUUAACAUCAACAAUUUGUCAACAUGAACACCAACAUGAACCAGAUGCUUCCCCAGCAGGCCAAUGUGAUCCAAAUGAUUGGCGACAACACGGGAGUUGCACAAGGACAACAGAUGAGUGGCAUUGUCACAGAUUUCCAGCAAAACCAGUCCGGACCCAGCCAGCCGCCACAGCCAACUCCGAACCAGCUGCCCCAGUCCCUACUCAGCAAGCCUCCUCAGCCCGUCGUAAGCCAGCCGUUAAAGAAUAACCAGAAACCCAAGGGGCCAAAAUUGACCCCCAAAAACAUGGCCGCCGUCAACGAAGCUCAAGGUGCCGAGAGCUACAUCUCGAGCCCUGGCCUUGGCAACGUUAGGCUUGCCUUCUUUUGCGACGCCUCGAUGUCGUCAACCCACAACAACCAGCACCUGUACCUACCCGGUGGCCUGGGAGUUGUGUUCCGUCGGUAUACGCCCGGGACGUAUAUGAACGGCGAUAUUGUGAGCAUGGGUUUUGCUGUCGGUGCUAUCAUCGACAACAACCUUGGGGAGGGACUUGCGAUCCUCCAAGCCAUCACCAUAGCCGAGGAAGAGCUGCACUGGGCGUCAGCCAU
Messenger RNA from Lasiosphaeria miniovina, 1069 nucleotides. RefSeq lists its product as uncharacterized. NCBI's taxonomy places the organism in Eukaryota, Fungi, Ascomycota, Sordariomycetes, Sordariales, Lasiosphaeriaceae. The annotation marks the transcript as partial. The record is from RefSeq and is a predicted model, not a curated record. The transcript is spliced from 3 exons.